GUGGCACGGGGUAAGGGUGAGGAGGGGAUCCGUUGACCGUGACUGAUGCAAGCGUAUAUGGGCCUGAAUAUUCCAUUCUCUUCAUGCGGCAUGAACCUUCCGUUCCCUCUCUCUUGUUUAAUAGCGUAGGGGGGUCCCCUGCGCGCGUGGGAAGGAAAACAUGUGCUAAAAGCCGGUGCACGUUAGAGGGAAUGCAGAGUUGAAACGAGCGCGCCUGGAAGCGGUAUCCGGGUCGGAUAGCGGGAUCGAGACUCACACUCGCGUUACUUGUAUUUGUAAACAACAUGUGUGAAAUAAGAGGCGCGUUAUCGGCGUUGUGCAGGUAUAUCAAUUCGUUAAUAAACGUAGGAUUGACACCCGAGCAUCUGAGAUUAUCCAAAUACGAUGCUGCGGACGAGGAUGUUUCCGAGACGCUACGGAACACGCUGCACGUUCUGAGCUAUCAUGCAGCGAGAGAAAAGCGAGGGGAUAUAGAUUUUCGAGAUUACGAUACGCUGACGGCGAUGAAGCUGCAUCUCGCGUUUCUGCAGUAUCCAGCGAUAGAAUUUUACAGUCUGUCGAGAAGCAGAAACGAUCGCAACAGAGACUCAUUGGUAGCUUUAGCUUGGCUGCUGGAAACGCAAAACGUCCUGACUGUCGUCCUCCGAACGAAGCUGGCCGGUGGCGUCUUGGGCGCCGAAUGUUCACGCGUGGAUCCGCCAAAAGUUCGUAGAGAAGAAUAUUUCUCGUACAUGAUCUAUUUGUCAAUAUAUCAUCUUUACGUUUCUAUUUUGAUCCAGAAGUCCUCUAUCCAAUCCGCAACAUCAGUCGUACGACUGGACGAUCAACUGACGAACACUCAACUUGCCAGUAUCUUAUACCUCAACGCCAAGGUGAAUUUGAAUCUACGGGAGAUCGACGAAUUGACGCGCGAACGAGGGAGCUUGGUGUCCAAGGUACACGCAGCGAGUAUCAAUGUAAGCGGUCUGCCGCAUCUGAACGUGUCCGAAUCGGCGUUGACGAAACGCCUGGCAAUGAUGAACGUUGACGAGAGUUCCGGUGACGAGGAACGACGGCGAGAAUUCCGCGACGCCGGGAUUUUGCUGGACACGCGUGCCAAGUGGCUGCGAAGGCGACACGCGUUCUUCGACUGGAUGGUUACGGUGAUUCAGGAGCACAGAAAAUCCACGGAGACGAAUCCGAGAGAGAUCGAUUCGCAGGAACUCGGCGCCUUCAACUCGUUGUUGCGUCAAUUGAUUAGGAAGAAGCUCCGAAAUCUUACAUCCAUGAAGACGGUGGGCAACGAGUUUCGAAACACGGCCUUAGAUUGUCCGUCUCGCACGCACAGAAGUAGUCAGUGUAAUAAUAGCGAGGCACAAAACUGGUUAGACGAUUUGAAUGAACACCAGAAGCGCGAGGAGGCAUAUCUCCAACGGAACAGGAAGCAACUGGCCGACGAGUUGGAAAGAAUGCUAAAGCUGAUACCAUCCACUAUUCGCGUAUAAUCGACGUAUUAUUAUUUUCCUCUCGUAUUAAACGUACGCUUAUACAUUUAAAAGAUUUAUUUUAUAUAAAAAUUUUAUAAAUUAUUAUCACAUUGAAAUUAAAAAAAGUGUUUUCUUAAAUUAUCCACGCGAAUAAAUCGUUUACAUAUUCAGUUAUAUGGAUGAAAAUGAAUACAAUUUAUAAUGAGAAUGCAAACAACGAAUGUGUACAGAAUGAUCCAAUGCCACACGCUAAAAUAUCUGUCUUUGACGACAUAAAAAAAUGUUUAAAAAAGAAAAAAGAUUCUGACUUUUCAUCUUUCAUCGUAAUUCAAUAUUGUAGCAAUUAAAAAAAUCUUAAUUUUAAAUUAUACCAGAUAAUGCAUAAAUAAUAUAUAAAAAAUGAAAUUUUCUAUAACAAUUUGUUUUAAAUCAAGCUUUUGUCUCCUUAAUAUCGCAUGAAAAACAACGGAAAUAUGUUAUCCAACAUUAAAUGUAAAACGCAUGCAUUUUAUGUGUUGCGUUUUAUGUAUGGCGAUUGCGUAUCGUCGAUAAAGAGAGCAGUAAAAGAAAAAGAUAGAAAGAGAAGGAAAGACUGGCUA
Molecule: messenger RNA, 2065 nt
Organism: Camponotus floridanus (Florida carpenter ant)
Lineage: Eukaryota; Metazoa; Arthropoda; Insecta; Hymenoptera; Formicidae
Exons: 5
Coding region: 285-1484 (399 amino acids)
Source: RefSeq, a predicted model, not a curated record